AUGGCAAGUUGCGAUACUAAUACUUGUCAAAGUGUUGGAUCUUCUCAACCAUCUACUGUAAAAAGAAAGUCUAAUGAUAUAGGUUGGGAGUAUGGAGUAAUUCAUGAUCCGAAUAAGUCAAUGGACAAGGUUAGAUGUUUAUUGUGCAAGAAAGUAAUGUCUGGUGGAGUUUAUCGAAUUAAAGAGCAUAUUGCUGGCAUACUAGGAAAUGUUAGCAAAUGCCCCACAGCUUCAAAGGAAGAUCAAUUAAAAUGUAGGGGAGUUCUCAUGAUGGCAAAGAACAAAAAGAAGAACAAGAGAGCUGAAGAUGUUAAUCUCAGAGCAGAGGUAAAGAUUGAUGUUCAUGAGAGUACGAGUAAUACUAAUAGUAUAGAUGUUGAUGAGUUGCAACAGUUUGGACUUGUGAAGCCACCUCAUCAAAUUGGCCCUAUGGAUAAGUUUGCAAAUCAAAUCAAUCAUGAAUGUUCUUCAAGUUCAGGAAAGGGCAAGGCACAACAACGGAUUAUUGAGGCAUUUGACAAAGAAAGGGGUAACCGGGUGAAAGAGUACAUAUGCAGAUGGGCCUAUGAAGCAGCCAUUCCAUUUCAUGCUUUUGAGAGAGAUAGCUUCAAGUUGCUACUUGAAGCAAUAGGUCAAUAUGGUCCGGGGGCUCAAGGACCAAAUAGAUAUGAAAUGAGUGAGACGUAUUUGAAAAAAGAGGUUGAUCGAGUUCGAGAAGCUUUGAAAGUACAUGAAGCGGAGUGGAAACUAAAUGGGUGCUCAAUUAUGAUCGAUGCAUGGACAGAUAGGAAUAGAAGAAGCAUCAUGAACUUAUGUGUUAACUCAAGGUUGGGCACAAUUUUUUUAUCUUCUAAAGAAUGUUCAAUUGAGGCACACACAAAUCAGUUUAUAUUUGAGUAUGUGGAGCAUGGCAUUCAACAAGUUGGAGAGGAUAAUGUUGUUAAAUUGUCAUAG
Molecule: messenger RNA, 954 nt
Organism: Ipomoea nil (Japanese morning glory)
Lineage: Eukaryota; Viridiplantae; Streptophyta; Magnoliopsida; Solanales; Convolvulaceae
Exons: 1
Coding region: 1-954 (317 amino acids)
Source: RefSeq, a predicted model, not a curated record